Rotaria sp. Silwood1 is the source of this 999-nucleotide messenger RNA. The record is from the annotation of a GenBank genome assembly. NCBI's taxonomy places the organism in Eukaryota, Metazoa, Rotifera, Eurotatoria, Philodinida, Philodinidae.
AUGAAACUUUUGAUUCUAUCAGCAAUUAUUUGCUAUUUAUCAUUAUAUGUUGUUCAAGCUGGUAACCAACAGCGAAGUGUUUUACUAGAAGAUGUUAAAACAUUAACACUUUAUAAAGGACAACGAACUGAAGCCAGACGAGUUUCAUCUAUUCCACAAUUAAAAUGUGUUGGUGGUUCAGCAAAAUGUGCUUAUCAACCUGAUGUUGUACAAUGUUAUAAUCGUGGAUCGAAUGGUAUUGAUAUUCAAUGGGAAUGUACAAGUGAAAUGCCACAGAAAUAUAAAUUUGGAAAAAUAAGUGUGUCAUGUGAAGGAUAUAGUUAUCCCGAUGAUCCAUAUAUUUUAGCUGGAUCCUGUGGAUUAGAAUAUAAUCUUGAAUUAACAGAUAAAAAUUUUUAUGACUCAAAACAAUCAGCAAAUGUUCAACAUUCAUCUAGUUCGAGAUUUUGGUCAUUUUUAUUUAAAGUAGCACUUAUCGUCAUUGUAUUUUUUGCUAUUAAAACAUAUCUAUCGGGUAAUAGUCAAACAGGUGGCGUGAGACCAAUGUCAGCUGGACCUGAUCAUCGUCCACCAGGUGGUGGCGGAGGUGGAUUUUUUUCAAAUUUUUUUCCAGGUGGUAAUGGUGGCUUUGGUAAUUUUUUUGGUGGUACACCAGGACAAGGUGAUGCUCGACGAAGACAACCACCACCACCACCAGGCUUUCGAACGGACUAUACCGAUAAUGGAGCAGACUGCACUGCUAAUCGACAACAAAAUACUGGUACAGGUGGUGGAACAAACUUUUUAACUGGAGCUGCACUUGGUGCUUUAGGUGGUUAUGUUUUUGGUGCUCGAAAUCGACAACGUAAUAAUCAAUAUAUGCCUGGUACUACUGCAAACACUGGUUGGUUUGGUGGAGGAGGAACAAGAACAACAACAGAUACCUUUGGAUCGACUGCAUCGUCAUCAUCAAGUGAUACUCAUACCAGUACUGGUUAUGGUGGUACUAAUCGUCGAUAG